AUGCCUACUAUCCCUCUUCCCAAUGAAGUGCAAUAUUUAAUAAUAACCUUUCUUGAUAGCGAUGACUAUGGUACCAAAUUUAUUCUUUACAAGUAUCUUUUUGUAAAUCGGUUUUGGUGCAGAUGUAUUAUACCUAUUCUAUGGCGAAGACCUCGCAUAGAUGCACGAGUCAUUCGCACUUAUCUCUCAUGUCUCAAUUACGAUGAAUUAAAAACUUUAAUUCCAUUUCGAAUUAAUCUUCCAGCCAAUAAACCAUCUCCUUUGUUUGAAUAUGGAAUGUUCUUGGAAGUAAUUAAGCUUUCUGAUAUAAACAGAUCUAUAAAAUCAUGGUUAAGUAAAGAAGGAUAUAAAAUUGAAAGCGGAACAUGGUAUAAAAGAAUUGAAUCUUGGGAUCAUUUAAUGAACAGUGUAAAGACAGUAAUUUGGCGAAUGUUGAUGCGUAGGUGUCGCAGAAUAACAAGCAUCGAUCUAAAGUUAGAGCAUGGAGAAGGAGAUAUUCCAGAUAUUUAUUCUAGAAAAGCGAUUUAUAACUUGAAAGAUUUUAAUUUUAACAUACUUUCAGGAGAAUUUAAAGAAAAAGUAUAUAAGAACAGUAUUGAAUUACUUCGACGAUUGCCAUUACUUUCUACAAGACUUAAACAUAUCUUAUGGAAUAGCCCUUUAUACUCUGAUUUACUAGUAAAUCUUAUUAAAACACAAAAUGGACUUGAGACUUUUAAUAUCUCUCAAAUGUCGUUACGUUCGAACUUGACAAUUCUAUCAUCUUUGAGAGAUACUCAAUCUACAACUCUAACUUCUUUUUUUGCUUCACAUGUUCAUUUUAACAAGACUUCAAUUCAGAUUAUAGGUGGACUCCAUAAUCUUAAGACUCUUAGUCUAUCUUAUUGCGCUGGAUUAGAGCCUAAACAUUGCGAAAUCAUAUCCAGAGCAUCAUUCCGCUUAAAUAAACUUAUUUUACGCCACAAUUCUUGGUUCUUUAAGGUAGAUCUAGCAAUUUUCGAAAAAGCAGGUCAAUAUUUACAAUCCAUAACUCUUUAUGAUAAUUUCUCAUCAGAAAUUAUUCGAAAAGCUCAUAAACAUUGCCCAAAUAUUAAAAAAAUGAUCAUCUAUAUCGAAAGUUCGAUGCAUAUUCCAUCAUUUGGUACUUGGAUUAGUGGUCUACAAAAUUUGCAUACAUUAGUUAUUAUUGAUGCUAUUUCCUGUUCACGUAUUCCUGAAUUGGCUGAGAAAUUACCUAAAUCUCUUCAACAUUUUAAGUAUCAUGGGAAUUUAGUUUCGAUAGAUGAAUUUAGUAAAUUUUUUGAACUUUGUACGGUUCCUUUAGAUUCUAUUAGUAUUUAUCCCAUAAGUUUUAACUAUGUUUUUGAUCAAUAUAUUUCUGUCAUAUGCGAGUUUGCCAUUAGAGUCAAGAGUUUAAAAAGAUUAUUUCUUAGUAGAAGAGCUAUACCAAAACAGUGGCAACCUCAAGAAUUGGAACUAAAGAAAGAGCUAGAGAAACAAGGAGUGGACAUGCGCAUUCUUUUUACAUUUUAUGAGGAUUAA
Messenger RNA from Dentiscutata heterogama, 1542 nucleotides. Lineage: Eukaryota; Fungi; Glomeromycota; Glomeromycetes; Diversisporales; Gigasporaceae. The record is from the annotation of a GenBank genome assembly.